AUGUACAAACGCUCACUCUUGGGAUGCUUCGCGCUCCUGUUCCCCGCCUUGAUCUCUGGCGCCCCUUCUUCACCCGCGAACCCAGUCGAGAAGCGGCAGGACUGCGUCUUCGACUCGGCUCUCAACCCUUCCUGCUGGGACGGGACUCACGAUCUCUCGACCAACUGGUACGAGGAGGCCCCCAACACCGGGGUCAUCCGCGAGUACUGGUUUGAAGUCACCAACACCACCUUGGCUCCCGACGGAGUUGAGCGCAUGGUUCUCGCCAUCAACGGCACUGUCCCUGGACCUACCAUUGUUGCUGACUGGGGUGACACUGUCGUCGUCCACGUCAAGAACUCUCUCGAGAACAACGGCACCAGCAUUCACUUCCACGGCAUCCGCCAGAACUACACCAACGAGGCUGAUGGCGUUGCUUCCAUCACCCAGUGCCCUACUGCCCCGGGAGACUCCAUCACUUACACGUUCCACGCGUCUCAGAACGGUGUCUUUGGAGGAAUUCAGAUCAACGGCCCUGCCUCCGCUCCCUAUGACGAGGAUCUCGGCGUUGUCGUCCUCAGCGACUGGUUCCACCGCACCACUGACGAGCUCUACGAGGCUGCCGCCACCAGCGGCCCGCCCACCCCGCAGACGGGUCUCAUCAACGGCACCGGCAAGUACGGCGAUCUCGGCUCGCGCUUCACGACGGUCUUUGAGAGCGGCAAGUCGUACCGCAUGCGCCUCGUAAACAGCGCCAUCGACACGCACUGGAAGUUCAUGAUUGACAACCACACCCUCGAGGUCAUCGCGGCCGACUUUGUGCCUCUGAACCCCUACAACGCCACGGAUCUCUCCAUUGGCAUUGGCCAGCGCUACGACAUCAUCGUCCGCGCGAACCAGGCCGUCAGCGACUACUGGCUCCGCGCCAUUCCCCAGAUCACCUGCAGCACGAACGAGAACACGCUCGACAUCAAGGGCAUUGUGCGCUACGACGCCUCUUCGACGGCCGACCCUACCGGCGAGGUCCCGGCAUACGACGACUCCUGCACGGACGAGCUCAUGUCUAACCUGGUUCCUUUCGUGGCGAUCGAGGCCGGUCAGCAGUCGUUCGACGACACUCUCACUGUCGGUCUUCAGGUCGUCAGCAGCCAGUUCAAGUGGACUCUGAACAACAACACCUUCCUUUCCGACUGGGGCUACCCUAGUAAGUGCCUCGAAGCUCAAGGAGUCGCAACACAAGCUAACACCGAGACCACAGCCAUUGAACAGGUGCUCGACAGCAACGACAACUACUCCGUGCAGCAAAACAUUGUCCACCUCGACGAGGCCAAUGUCUGGGUCCACUUCAUCAUCCAGAACCCCGUCGGUCUUACCCAUCCCAUCCAUCUCCACGGUCACGACUUCUGGGUCCUCGCCCAGGGCACCGGCACCUACGACGCUUCCGUCGCUCUGCAGACCGUCAACGCGCCUCGCCGCGACGUCGCCAUGCUGCCCGCUUCCGGUUACCUCGUCAUUGGCUUCUACACUGACAACCCGGGUGUCUGGCUGAUGCACUGCCACAUCGGCUGGCACACUUCCCUCGGCUUCGCGCUCCAGCUCAUCGAGCGCCCGACCGAGAUCGCGGCCAUCACCAACGUCGACACGAUGAACAGCACCUGCGCCAACUGGAACGCUUACGCCCUGGAGGAUUCUGUGCACCAGGAGGACUCUGGUGUCUAA
This is a messenger RNA of Colletotrichum spaethianum, 1698 nucleotides long. RefSeq names its product laccase-1. The record is from RefSeq and is a predicted model, not a curated record. NCBI's taxonomy places the organism in Eukaryota, Fungi, Ascomycota, Sordariomycetes, Glomerellales, Glomerellaceae. Gene Ontology annotation, molecular function: oxidoreductase activity; copper ion binding. The transcript has 5 exons. The coding region runs from base 1 to 1698 and encodes 565 amino acids.